AUGGCAUCAAUUGAACAAGAAACAUCCUCUACUCCAACACCACCACCAGUACCUCCAAAAGAUAGACAAAUACAAGUCUUCAGUCCUCCUGCUAAUUCGCCAGCACCAGCUGAAAUACCAGAAUCAUUCUUCAAAUUGGAUUCUAAUCAAGUGGCAAAGUUAUAUAAAGCACAAGUGGCUCAUCGACAGAAUCUAGAAGACAGUCCUCUCAAAACACAAAAAAUGCGAAAUGCCGAAGAACUAGAACGAAUGAAAAAGUAUCCCAAGACAACUAUUCGUGUACGAUUCCCUGAUCAUACUAUUCUUCAAGCCGUGUUUGAAUCCAAAGAAAAAGGUUUUUUUUUUUUUUUUAAAAAAAAAGAAGAGAGAAAUGGGAUGAUAGGACAAGUGUACUGA
Molecule: messenger RNA, 396 nt
Organism: Halteromyces radiatus
Lineage: Eukaryota; Fungi; Mucoromycota; Mucoromycetes; Mucorales; Cunninghamellaceae
Exons: 3
Coding region: 1-396 (131 amino acids)
Source: RefSeq, a predicted model, not a curated record